This is a messenger RNA of Didymodactylos carnosus, 3105 nucleotides long. The record is from the annotation of a GenBank genome assembly. NCBI's taxonomy places the organism in Eukaryota, Metazoa, Rotifera, Eurotatoria, Philodinida, Philodinidae.
AUGAUUCACCUUAUUGAACAGCCACAAUUUCUUCAAGAACCACAAUCGUCUUUUAUAUUCGAAAAUCGUCCGAUUACAUUAACGUGUAAAGCAAUUCGUUCAAGACAAAUAUUUUUUCAUUGUGACAACAAAUGGGUACCGGAACAUGAACAUACAAAAUCAACAGAACAAAAUGAUAAAGGUACAGUUAUUAUAACAUCAAUUAAUAUUACUAGUUAUCCGUCAGAAUCUCAUAUUGGUCCUGAUGGAUUUAAAUGUUGGUGUCAAGCAUGGUCAGCCACAGGUGGUACAGCGAAAAGUCGUCCAGCUACAAUUGAGAUUGCUUAUCUUGAUCCAAAUUUCGAUUGGGAACCAUUGAGAACGGACGCUGUUUUGGGUAAAAGCACUGAAUUACGCUGUCGACCACCGAUCGGUAAUCCUUAUCCUAAAGUAAGCUGGUUGAAGGAUGGCCAAUCUGUCGAAAUCAAUCGCAGUGGCCGUUUUAUUCUCUCAGGCGAAAAUUCUUUAUUAAUUGGACAAGUGAAACAAUCUGAUUCCGGAAACUAUACAUGCGUAGCUGAAAAUAUAGCUGGAAAAUAUUCUAGUGAGCCAGCCGAAUUAAUAAUACAUGAUGAUCUUGGCUGGUCGGAUUGGCUACCAUUUUCAGAAUGUAAAGGCAUUCCUUGCGGAAGUGGACGACAGCGACGCAUCCGAACAUGUUUGAAUCCACCAACAAUCACAAAUCGUCCAAGUUGUGACGGUGAUCAAAUACAGGAGCGAGAAUGUCUAGUGGCAUGCCCAAGUUCAUCAUCUCAAUUACCGGAACAAGCCGUUCAUCAAGGCAUUGUUAAAACUGAUGAAGAAUUUUCUGAUUGGUUCUCAUGGUCUGAAUGUAAAGGUAAUGCGUGUAAUAUGGGACAUCAACAACGAAUUCGAGUCUGUCUUAAACUGAACACAAAAGCCUGUGAUGGAGAACGAGUUCAAGAACGAGAAUGUUUCGUACCAUGUUCAACAAAUUCAUCUGAUCAAAUUUUGUCUGCAAGACAACAACGUCCGAUCAACACUCAAUCCUUACUAUCUCGCUCCUCGUCAAAUUGGACUGCAUGGUCAUUAUGUAACAGUGAUUGUCAAAUGAUUCGAACACGUCAAUGUUCUAAUCAACAAUGUGUAAAUAGUUUAGAAACAAAACCUUGUAAAGGAAAUCUAUGUCCAAGUAUUCCAAUAUUAUCAUCGAAAGCCUUGAACAUUAUUUUAUAUUCAUCAGCCGGUGUUGGAUGUGUGAUAUUGUUGAUACUUUUACAAAGUUAUCGUGAGGAGGUGCAUCACCAAAAGCUAAUUAUCAACCGAAACUUCAUUCAUAUCUACGAAAAUAGGGAACCUCGACUGGAAGUGAUAUUUGCCAAUUUGGUCAUCUAUUUCGUAUUUCUUGUAGCCCUCCCCGAUUGUAUAACUAGUAAAACAACAAAUGAUCAAGUAACUCGUGAUGAGUAUCCAUUUUAUUAUUCAAUUCAGCAAGACACCACAUCUACACGCUCAUGUGCAUCACAAAACGCUUCACUAACUCAUUCGGAAUCAAUUGAAAAAGAAAAAUUAUUGUUAAAUUUAAAUGAAUCAUCAUCGUCACCAGGCAGCAAUUUACAUCAUCAACUCUAUGCACAUCAUAAACAACACCAACAACAACAUUUACUAAAUCAAAAUAACAAUAAUAACACGAUAAAUACUAGUACAAGCGUAACAGCAAAUGGGUCGAGUAUCAUAUCAGGUGGUGGACCAUUUCAUCUACUGAACUAUUGUGGAUUUCAACCAAAAUUUCAUCAACGAAGUAUCCAGAAUAACGACUAUUCUCAUACAUCUACCGAUACAACUUCUCGAUCAACACCAAGUUCAAUAUUAAAUUCAGUUUAUGAAAAAAUUUUACAGUCGUUACCACAACAUACUGAUUUAAGAUAUUUUGCUGUGUCCGUGUUAAAUAGUAAAGGAUGUAAAGUUCAAAUAGCGAAUACAGGCGUUUGUUUGGUAAUACCGGAACAAGCGGUAUUAGACGAUGAAGAAUAUCUCAUAUUUAUUGCCAUAUUGACUGAUGAUAUGCAAAUGCCUCAACUCAGUGAAGGUGAAUCACGUUUAUCACCAGUUGUUUUAAUUGGACCAUCUGAGAUCACACUGUUGAAACCAGCUGUUUUGUCAUUUGAACAUACAGCACUGUUAGACGAUAAUACGUGGCAAUUAAGUUUGAUGAGUGGGGAGUUUAACGAUACGACAAACAUUUUGUGGAGGUUAGAAUCUAUGGGUGCUUAUACUCUGGUCGGUGAGUCGUUACCUAACAAACAUGCCUCAAAAUACAUCCAAAUGGUAACAUUCUACAAUCGUUCAUUGAACGACAUUCAACAAGUCAUAUCAACAUUAAGAUUAAGAUUUAUUGAUAAUACAUCAGAUGCUUUGGAGCGUUGUUUAUCGGAAGAAACAUCCAUGCAAAGUUUUCUAUGUGAGCAACCAAAACUUUUUCUACUACAAGACAGUUUUGAUCAAAUAUGUGUUAAUGUCGAUAUGGAAUUGUCAAUUUCAUCUCGAAUUAAUAUGGGCUAUAAAGAAAUACCCUUAGAAAUGUUUUGGUCUAAUCAUAUUGAUCGUGCAUGCUUCAUAUUUGUUAUACCCGGUAUUCACCCUCCUAACAUUGAACAUAUAGCAAUACAUAUCGAUAUUUACCAACCUCAUAUACUGCCCAACGCCCUACACACGAGAAUUUGUAUUAAUACUAUGAAUCUCCAUCAGAAUUCACCAUUAGAAAAAUAUAACACGUCAACGGUAAGAAGCCAUUAUCUCAAACAAACUCAAACAUCGACUGACGGAGUAUUCAGAUUACCACAAACCAUGCGACAAAAGUUAUGUGAGGUACUUGAUCCACCAAAUUUGCAUGGAAAUGAUUGGAGGAUGUUUGCUCAACGUCUCCAUGUCGAUCAUUAUUUACACUAUUUUGCUACCAAAGUCAGUCCUACUGAACAUCUGCUGACGUUGUGGGAAGCUCGUCACAGUCAAGAUCCACUAACAGACAUAAUUAAUUUAUUAAAUCAAAUGGGUCGAUCAGAUGCAGCUAAAAUCAUUAUAAGUGGAAUGAAUAUUGGCAACUAA